AUGCCGAAGGUCGAGCCCAGCAGCGAUAUGGCGCGCGCCGAGCGCCCGCGCAGCAGUGUGGAGCUCCUCCGCACCUCAGCGUCUCUGCGGCAGCUCGUUGGCAAGCGUGCGUGCCUGGAAAAGCGGUACCCGAUCCUAAAGGCUCAGCGACUGGAAAAGGCCCGAGCCUACAAGCGCGAGCACGAUAAGCUGUACCACCGCGCUCGCCGUGACGCGCUUAACGAGCUUGACCUGCGUAUCAUCACUACGGCCGCAGGUGACGUGACCACGACUGUUGUUGAGUCGCUCGUCCUGUCUGUGCCUGGGGACAUUGAGUUAGGGGGUUCAACAACAGCUCAGAGCUCACCUCCCCGCUCUGCUCGACGACGUCGUGUUUUCUCGGCACCAGCUCCCCCAACGGUGAUCGACAUUACGGGGGAGGAGGACCAAGACGAGGACCUAUCAACUUGCGCCAUUUGCUAG
Messenger RNA from Phytophthora sojae, 462 nucleotides. RefSeq lists its product as hypothetical. Lineage: Eukaryota; Oomycota; Peronosporomycetes; Peronosporales; Peronosporaceae. The record is from RefSeq and is a predicted model, not a curated record. The transcript has 2 exons. Bases 1 to 462 code for a protein of 153 amino acids.